AUGGUGCAAGCCGUCGAAGCCAUUCACCAAUUCGCAAGCAGCGAGCCACUUUGCACCACGAGCGUCCCGAUCGACACCGCUUCUCGCAUGAAAUCUGCUGCCGCUUUCGCGACCUUCGUAGCGCUGAGCCUGUGCGUUGUUGGUUCGGAGGAAGUACCGAACGCGCCUGCGCUUCGUGGACUGCGUGUCGAGAGUGACACACCGACCGUGCACGAAACUACCGACGAGAGCAAGAAAGAGCGCCGCCGCCACCACCACCAUCACCACCACGUCAAGAAAGUCAAGAAAAUCGCCAUCCCUGUGCCUGUGGGAGUGCCGCGAUUCAUUCCCGUUCCUAUCAGCGUGCCGUCCACGGUGGUGGCGAGCUCCGAUACUGCUACUAUCGUUGACUCCUCCACCAACGUCGCUGCAGGUGCUACUGCUUCUGGCGCCGUUGGGUCGGGGAUCUCAAGCACUGCCGCGGCAUCGGGAACGGAGCCUGUCACGCCAGCCCCAACGACUGCAAAUGGACGUCCAGCCGCAACCGCUGCGGCAACGGUGACCCGUCCAUCGAGACCCACGCCGGCACCGACGAGAUCUGCCAGUGCGGGUCUUCCAUCUGGACGACAACAACAACCAGGUGACGCUACUCCGUCUCGUGACGCAGGUGUGAUCGGGGACUUGUCGUCUCGGCCAACGGCUGGAAGAGCAAACAACGCGUUUGGAGCUGGCCCCAAUGCACUGGGUACUUCUCGCGGGCUGCCUGCAAGCGGUGGCAGUCUUGGCGAGAAUCCAACGGACAAUCGCGGCUUCGGCUUUGGCGGUAGCAAUCGGAUGGCUGGUUUCGGUGGCGGCAUGUUCGGUGGAGCUGGCGGCUUCAACAGAAAUGGCGUGGGUAACAACUUCGGACAGCGGGCGGGCUUUGGUCCACGAAAUGGCUUCGGGCAGCAGCAAGUGGGUAUUGGUCCGCAAAUCGGGAGCGCGUUUGGCGGGACUGCCGCACAAGGUGCGAUGGCGAGCUUCGGGCAGGGUGGCAACAACGGUUUUUCUCGUAGUCCGCCUACUGGCUUCGGAAGUGCGGCACUGGGAGGUAGCAAUGCGAUGGGCGGUAGACGUUUGACUCGUCGCGACGUCCAGCGUCGUCGUUGA
This is a messenger RNA of Hyaloperonospora brassicae, 1128 nucleotides long. The record is from the annotation of a GenBank genome assembly. Lineage: Eukaryota; Oomycota; Peronosporomycetes; Peronosporales; Peronosporaceae.